CAACAACAACAACAACAACAACAACAACAGCAGCAGCAACAAUAACAACAACAACAUCAGCCACAUUAGCAGCACUAAGUUAAACAAUAGCAUUCAAUUAAACAAUGCCAUAUUGAGACCGGCGGCAACAACAAUUGUCACGCAUACGGCGAAGCCUUCGCGCAUUGAUGGCAAAUUUACAACAUUACCAACAACAUUAACAACAACAGCCAAGAUUGUUAUUGACAAGAAUCAAUUGAGCAAUAUGCCAAAGAAAUUGACAAAUGUGAGCUAUACGGGCGCAGUGGCCACGCCCAUUCGUCUGCCCUACAAGCAGCCAGCCAUGGCGAUCAGCAACAGCAAUGUUGCACGAGCUGCCAGCAACAGCAAUGUCGGCAACACAGGCGCCGUCGCUGCUCCGCCAGCAACAUCUGCUGCAACAUCAGGCGCUGGAGGCGGCGCUGGAGCUGUUGGCGCUGCUGCCGGCGCCGGCACUGGCGGCAUGAAGGUGAACACGCACAUGCUGGAGAAGCUGCAGCAGCUGAUAGCACUCAAUCCGGAGUACUUGACCAGCGGCAUACCCAAUCAUGUGAUGACGCAGCUGUUCAUGCAGCCCAUGCGGCAGCCACAGGCGCCCAUGCAAGCCAACAUGGCCGCAGGCAGUCCAGGAGCUGCCACCAAUGCAGCAGCCAACUCGGCUGCAGCGGCGGCCGCAGCAGCUGCGGCUGCUUUCUCGCCACAGGAGGAGGACGAGGUGGACUAUGAGGAAAUGGGUGUAGCUGAAACAUAUGCGGACUAUUGGCCAGCCAAGCUCAAGCUGGGCAAGAAGCAUCCCGAUCCGGUGGUGGAGACCGCCUCGCUCAGCUCUGUGGAGCCCUGCGAUGUUUACUACAAGCUCUCCGUGCCCACCGAGACGAUCAAUAGCGGCCAGCUGAGCGCCCUGCAGCUGGAAUCGAUUACAUAUGCCUCGCAGGCUCACGAUCAUCUCCUGCCCGAUGGCAGUCGCGCUGGCUUUCUGAUCGGCGAUGGUGCUGGUGUGGGCAAGGGUCGCACCAUAGCAGGCAUUAUCUAUGAGAACUACUUGAAGGGACGCAAGAAGGCGCUCUGGAUAUCCGUGUCCAACGAUCUCAGAUACGAUGCGGAGCGUGAUCUUAGCGAUAUUGGUGCCACACGCAUUGAAGUGCAUCCCUUGAAUAAGUUUAAGUACGCCAAAAUUAGCUCCGAUGCCAACAACAAUUGCAAGCGCGGCGUCAUCUUUAGCACCUACUCCGCUCUGAUAGGCGAGUCCAACAACAAGACAGGCAAAUAUCGCUCGCGCUUCCGCCAGCUGCUCCAAUGGUGUGGCGAGGAUUUUGAGGGUCUGAUUAUCUUCGAUGAGUGCCACAAGGCCAAGAAUCUAUGCCCCGUCGGCUCGGGCAAACCCACCAAAACCGGCCAAACAGUGCUGGAACUACAACAAAAGCUUCCCAAGGCGCGUGUCGUCUACGCCUCGGCCACAGGCGCUUCCGAGCCGAAGAACAUGGCGUAUAUGGUGCGCCUAGGCCUCUGGGGCCAAGGCACUGCAUUUGGCGGCUUCAAUGACUUCAUCACAGCUGUAGAGCGACGUGGCGUUGGUGCCAUGGAAAUCGUCGCCAUGGACAUGAAACUGCGCGGCAUGUAUAUUGCACGUCAGCUGAGCUUCAAGGGCGUCAGUUUCAAGAUUGAAGAGGUGCCGCUGUCCAAGGAGUUUCGCAAGAUUUACGAUCAAUCCGUUGAACUUUGGGUGGAGGCCAUGCAAAAGUUUACAGAGGCCGCCGAGCUCAUCGAUGCCGAGAGUCGCAUGAAGAAGACCAUGUGGGGACAGUUCUGGUCAUCACAUCAGCGCUUCUUCAAAUAUCUGUGCAUUGCGGCCAAAGUGAAUCAUGCCGUGACAGUGGCGCGUGAGUCCAUCAAAUAUGGCAAAUGUGUCGUCAUUGGUCUGCAAUCAACCGGUGAGGCACGCACAUUGGAUCAGCUCGAGCGAGAUGAUGGCGAGCUGACAGAUUUUGUGUCCACAGCCAAAGGUGUCUUCCAAUCGUUUGUUGAACGCCAUUUUCCAGCGCCAGAUCGCAAUCGCAUUAACCGCAUUUUGGGUCUUUGGGAUGAGACACCGUCGUCCUCGCCCGGCAAUAGGCAAGCGGAUAGCCUGCAUAAUAACAACAAUGUUAAUAGUAAUAAUAACAACAAUAACCACAGCAGCAGCGGCAAUGCCAAUAACCGAUGCAAGCGCAAGGGCAGCGACUCUGCCGGCUCACUAAACAAGAAGAAGAAGAAGGCGAAGCGCAGCAACAACAGCUCUUGGCAAUUCAACAGCGACAGCGAUGAGGAGGCGGCUCAUACAACGGACAACGAUGAGGAGAACAGCGACGAUGCCUUUAACGAUGACCCAGACAAUGGUGGUGAGGACGACGAGGAUGAGGAUGAUGACGAUGAUGCCGAGAACGAUGAGCAGCAUGAGGAUGACGAUAGCGAUAGACGCAGCGUGGCCAGUGAUGCUAGCUCUGAUUUCAAUCCCUUCUUCAGUGGCAGCGACAGUGACAUUGAUCCUUGGGUAAAUGCGCGCAGCAAAAAGUCCAAGAAGCCACAAAAGAAACUCACCAAGAAGAAGAAGCCAAUCAAGAAGGAAAAAGACAUUAAGAAGGAGACGUCAGGCACAUCCACGCCCACGCCCACGCCAACUCCCACACCGAGCAGCAGCAGCAGCAACAGCAAUGCCAACGCCGGCAUGUCCGCCACUGUGGUUGCCGCCUUGAAUGCCGCCAAGAGUCGCAAGGGCACUGGACAAUCGACGCAGGAUAAAAUACAGGAUCUGCUGCAGAAGAAGCAGGAGCUGAAGGGCACAGUGACACCGGUGGGCGUUAAUGGCGUUAAGCUCAACUAUGGACCACCGCCAAAGGAUGCCAUCGAGCGUGCCUGCACCAUGAAGGAGGAGCUGCUGCGUAAAAUCGAAAAGCUCGGCGGCCGCUUGCCGCCCAACACGCUGGAUCAGCUCAUCGAUGAGCUGGGCGGGCCCGAUAAUGUCGCCGAGAUGACUGGACGUCGUGGACGUGUGGUGCAAAGCGACGAUGGCUCCAUACAGUACGAGUCGCGCACAGAGUCGGAUGUGCCGCUGGAGACGCUCAACAUAACGGAGAAGCAACGCUUUAUGGAUGGCCAAAAGGAUGUGGCCAUUAUUUCAGAGGCUGCCUCCAGCGGCAUUUCGCUGCAGAGCGAUCGACGCGUCUUCAAUCAGCGUCGGCGCGUGCAUAUAACGCUGGAGCUGCCCUGGUCAGCGGAUCGUGCUAUACAACAGUUUGGCCGCACGCAUCGUUCCAAUCAGGUGAAUGCACCCGAGUACAUAUUUCUUAUAUCCGAUCUGGCGGGCGAGCGUCGUUUUGCCUCCACCGUGGCCAAGCGCCUGGAGUCGCUGGGCGCUUUAACCCAUGGCGAUCGACGUGCCACCGAAACGCGUGACCUGUCCCAGUUCAACAUUGACAACAAGUAUGGUCGCCAAGCUCUCGAGACGGUGAUGCGCACCAUUAUGGGCUAUGAGACGCCACUGGUGCCGCCGCCCACAGACUACAGCGGUGAGUUCUUCAAGGACAUUGCCGGCGCUCUUGUCGGCGUCGGCAUUAUUGUCAACAGCGAAAGCCAUCCGGGCGUACUCAGUCUGGACAAGGACUAUAACAACAUAUCCAAGUUCUUGAAUCGCAUACUCGGCUGUCCCGUUGAUCUGCAGAAUCGUCUGUUCAAGUACUUCACGGACACCAUGACGGCCAUCAUCAAUCAGGCCAAGCGUGGUGGACGCUUCGAUCUGGGCAUUGUGGAUCUUGGCGCUGCUGGCGAGAAUGUGACGCGUGUGCGUCUUGUGCGCUUUAUGCGCAAACAUGCCACCGGCGUGGCACCCACCGAGCUGCAUACGGUGCGUGUGGAGCGCGGCAUGAUCUGGCAGGAAGCCAUCGACAAAUAUGCUGAUUUGUUUAACGAGCAUGAUGGCUUCUAUACCUCGCAUCAGCUGCGCAAUCAGAAGCGCACCGCCAUACUUGUGAUCAUCAUUGAGGCAACGCAGCGCAAUGCCGGCGAUAAUGCCGAUAGCAGCAGCAGCAGCAGCAAGAAAAAGAAGCCACGCGGCAAGAAGGAGAUCAUGUGCCAGAUCUUUAGACCCAAUACUGGGCUGCAAGUGCGCCACGAAUCGCUGGCCGAGCUGGAGAAGAAAUACCGCAAGGUGAGCAGCCAGGAGGCUGAACCACAUUGGACUGAACAAUACGAUGCAUCGGUGAAUACCUGCUCGCAUGCCUAUUGGAAUGGCAAUUGUCGCAAUGUUAGUCUAGGACAUGACUGCGAGGUCGGCUUACGUCAGCGUUUGUAUCAUGUGCUUGCUGGCUCGGUGUUGUCCGUUUGGGGACGUGUCGAGCAUAUAUUGAACACUCGCUCCAAUAGCAAAAUGCAGGUGAUACGCAUGAAGACCACGGAGGGUGAAAAGAUUGUCGGCACCUUGAUACCCAAAUCGUGCUACGAGCCGCUGAUGAAUGAUCUUUGCAGUGACUGCAAGAAGAAAGAAGAAUUCAACUAUUAGGCAAACAGAUGUACUCCAAACACACAAACAGACAAACACAUUGCCUGCUAUUUUUCCAUUAGUUUAGCUGCCAACAACAACAAGAACACAACAAGUUUAAGAAGAAUAUGAAUUUGUAUUGUUGGCCUUAAGUGUUAAAUAUGUUUCAUUACUGAUUUUUCCUUUUUCGACUUUAGUUAGUUUUAUUUUGACAAAUUCCUUGUAGCUUAAGCACAAUUAAUUAACAAAGCAG
This is a messenger RNA of Drosophila busckii, 4784 nucleotides long. RefSeq names its product protein strawberry notch (gene sno). The record is from RefSeq and is a predicted model, not a curated record. Gene Ontology annotation, biological process: regulation of DNA-templated transcription. The transcript has 9 exons. Gene Ontology annotation, molecular function: chromatin DNA binding; histone binding. The coding region runs from base 245 to 4552 and encodes 1435 amino acids. Lineage: Eukaryota; Metazoa; Arthropoda; Insecta; Diptera; Drosophilidae. Gene Ontology annotation, cellular component: nucleus.